AUGCCACUCACCCACCCAUUGAUCAAAGACGGCUGGUUCAGAGAGGAGAGCGACGAGUCCUUCCCCGGCCAGGCCAUGCGCCUGAGGGUCGCCGAGAUUCUGCACGCGGAAAAGUCCAAGUUCCAGGACGUGCUCGUGUUCAGGUCCACAGACUUCGGCAACGUCCUCGUCCUGGACGGCAUAAUCCAGGUCACCGAGCGCGACGAGUUCGCGUACCAGGAGAUGAUCACGCACGUGCCGCUGUUUGCGCACCCCUGCCCGAAGAAAGUGCUGGUUAUCGGCGGCGGAGACGGAGGAGUCCUCAGAGAGGUGUUGAAGCACGACUGCGUCGAACGCGCCACUCUGGUCGAGAUCGACGAGUCGGUCAUCAGCCUGUCCAAAAAGUACCUGCCAAAUAUGGCCAAAUCGCUGUCGCACGAGAAAGUGCAGGUUGUUCUGGCAGACGGUUUCGAAUACCUGAAAAACACAGCUGCCAAGGACGAGGCCGACAAAUACGACGUCAUUGUCACGGACUCGUCGGACCCAGACGGCCCCGCCGAGGCGUUCUUCCAGAAACAGUACUUCGAGCUGCUCUACAACGCGCUCAACGCCAACGGAAUGGUCAUUUCGAUGGCGUCCGAGAACAUAUGGCUCAACAUCGACAAGCUCAAAAGCCUCAAGGACAUCUGCAGCCAGGUGUUCGCGCAGAAUCGCGCGGAUCUUGGCGACAAGACCCAUCAGCGUAAAGCCAAGAGCCAGGUACUGGCCCAGCUCCACCACCGCGUAGAAUCUGUAGUAGCACGUAGGCAGAAUGCGCUGCAGCAGAUAAUUAAUCACAGUCUGGAGCUGCUGUUUUUUUCGCUGCACCAGCUGCGCCGCCUGCGUGGCGCUGAGCGUGCGCGUUUGGAAUUUGGGGAAAUGCAAUCUCGUGAACUUAAGCGAGGACAGCUGUCUCUUGCCCGUGAUCUCGUCGAUGUCGAUGCACAGCUGCAGCACCGUGCGCAGGCGCCGGUGCAGAAUGUUGAAGUGCUUCCACCACAGCGACGACCGGUGCUGGUUCGAGUCCCGGUGGUACACCAGGUGCGCGAUCUGGUACUCGUUCAGCAGCGCCGCCUCCAUCCAGGCUGA
Molecule: messenger RNA, 1107 nt
Organism: Ogataea angusta
Lineage: Eukaryota; Fungi; Ascomycota; Pichiomycetes; Pichiales; Pichiaceae
Exons: 2
Coding region: 1-1107 (368 amino acids)
Biological process (GO): spermidine biosynthetic process
Cellular component (GO): cytosol
Molecular function (GO): spermidine synthase activity
Source: RefSeq, a predicted model, not a curated record